AUGGAGGAGACCGAGCCUCCGUUCAAUAGUGAGAUCAUGGGUGUAGCAAUGCCUCCGAGGUUCAGGAUGCCCCCCAUCAUUCAAUAUUGGAAUUCUGGGGACCUGACAGAGCACAUGGAAUCUUAUCGCUCCUGGAUGCGGUUCCAGUUGGCAUUGGAGGCGAUGAUGUGCAGAGCAUUCUCCAUAACCCUCACUGGGGAUAUGAGAAGCUGGUACCAACAGCUCAAGCCAAAGUCAAUCAGCACAUUCGUCGAGCUCAGGAAGAAUCCGCCAACAAAGAAUUUGCCAACCACGCUUGGAGAACUCAUAAGUCAGGCUCAAAAGUAUUCGAACGCUGAAGAAUUCUUCAGAUCGCGAAAGAAUAACCAAGGCUCGGAAUAUUCAUCCAAAGAAAAGAAGCGGAAAGAUAAAGCCCCAUCACAAGCAAACAAAAGGAAGUCGGAAGAAAGUAUCUCCCGUGAUCGGAGGCCGAGUAGGAGACUAGAAAGAAAAUUUAACUCAUAUACUCCCCUCAACACGUCUUCAGAGCAGAUCCUAUUAGAUAUUUGGGACAAGAGGCUGCUUUAUUGGCCAAGCUGCCUGAAGACGAAAGCAGGCCAACUAGACAAGCGCAGAUACUGUUGCUUUCACCGCGAUCAUGGGCACAACACCAACGAUUGUGUCAACCUAAAAGAAGAGAUUGAAACUCUUAUUCACAAAGGACAUCUGCGACAGUAUGUGAAGGAAGAGAAACAACCCCGGAAGAAUGAAUCGUCGAGCCGAGCAGCGAAUGAUGCCGUAAAUAUUCAGACAAUAUAUGGGGGGCCAUCAGGAGGUGGGGAUUCGAACCAGGCUCGAAAAGCCCACGCUCGGAGCACUAACCUCAAGCAUUAUAUCCAUCUUGUUGACAGGUUGAGCAAAGAACCUCGGAUGAGCCCAUGCAGCCUGACAUUCACAGAGGAUGACGCGCGAGGGAUCCAGCACCCCCAUGAUGAUGCACUAGUAGUCACAAUGACCGUAGCCAAUCGAAAGUGUAUCGAAUUUUGGUUGAUACAGGAAGCUCGGCCGACAUCUUGUAUUUUGAAGCAUUUGACAAGAUGGGGAUCAAUAGGUCAGGCCUCCGACCCAUUUGGACCCCAUUACACGGCUUUGCUGGUGAUAAGGUGA
Messenger RNA from Magnolia sinica, 1146 nucleotides. RefSeq lists its product as uncharacterized. The record is from RefSeq and is a predicted model, not a curated record. Bases 1 to 1146 code for a protein of 381 amino acids. Lineage: Eukaryota; Viridiplantae; Streptophyta; Magnoliopsida; Magnoliales; Magnoliaceae. The transcript is spliced from 2 exons.